AUGUCUUUGGCGUGGCUAGCUUUCCCUAUGAACCAUGCCUUUGUGUUUUCAUACCACACCGUCCUUAUAGAUGUAGUCAGCGCACUAGUUUAUCUCAAUGCCCUUUUUGUUCACUCAGAAAAAGACAUCAAAGGAUCGCAACACCCUACUGUCCCUCCAUUCGAAUCAAAGAAGCAUAAGGAGGACGCUGACCAAUCAGAUUCCUUGGGUCCAACAAAUCUUAGGUGGACCCCGCCACUUCUUUUAUUGCCCCACCAUCCUACUCCUCGAAGCCUUCUGUAUUCGCCACGUGCCCCUCCAUCAACAAAUCCCAACCACUACUUAUGUUCCCGCUCCAGCAACUUCCUUUCGCCACACUCCAAUGGUAACACUCAAACCCACGACAAUCAUCUUCGUUGCAUAUACUCUCUCAACUUUCAGUCUUUCACCUCCACAAUGAACGGUUCCACCACCCUCAAACACCACUGUGUCACUUCCCUCAAAACCCUAACACCCCAUAUCACCUGCCUCGCGGUCCACCGAAACCUUCUCUACGCCGCAUCCAUCAACCUAAUCAACGUCUUUGACCUCUCCCAUUACACUUACAUCGACGCAUUCAACGAUAGCCCCGCGUCAGGGUUCGUCAAGUCCAUCGCGUUCAGCGGUUCAAGGGUCUUCACCGCUCAUCAAGACUGCAAAAUCCGCGUGUGGCUCAUCACUCCCUCAAAACGACACCGUCUCCUUACCUCCCUCCCCACCGUAACCGACCGUUUGCGCCGCGGUAUCAUACCCAAAAACUACGUCAGCGUUCGACGCCACAAGACCAGGCUCUGGAUCCAGCAUUGCGACACCGUUUCGGGUUUAGCGGUGAACCAGAAGCUUAUGUACUCGGUUUCGUGGGACAAAAGCUUUAAGAUAUGGGACUUGUCACGUUACCAGUGUUUGGAGUCCGUUAAGGCGCACGAAGACGCCAUCAACGCCGUUGCUGUUAAUGACGACGGCAUCGUUUACACGGCGUCCGCGGAUGGGUGCAUCAAGGUUUGGAAGAGGGAUGAUGAGGUGAAACGGCACGCGUUGGUGAGCACCGUGGGGAAGCAGAAGUCAACGGUGAAUGCGCUUGCAUUGGAUGGCGACGGCACGGCGUUGUUUUCUGGUGGUUGUGACGGGACGAUCUGCCGGUGGGAGAGUAAGUGUGAGGAAAACGACGUCGUGAAGGUGGAAAAGUUAAGGGGUCAUAGUGGGGCCAUACUGUGUCUGAUCCACGUGGCAGGUUUGUUGGUGAGUGGGUCAGCAGAUUUGACGGUUAGGAUAUGGCAACGGGAAAGAGGAGGAGGAAGUAGUGGGUAUUGUUGUAGGGUGGUGUUGGAAGGGCACGAGAAACCGGUUAAAUCGUUGGUGGCAUUUUCGGGUGGUGAAGGUAACUCAAACGGUGUCGUUACGGUCUUCAGUGGAAGCCUUGAUGGGAAUAUUAAGGUGUGGGAGGUGUUUGGUUUUGUUUGA
Molecule: messenger RNA, 1479 nt
Organism: Abrus precatorius (Indian licorice)
Lineage: Eukaryota; Viridiplantae; Streptophyta; Magnoliopsida; Fabales; Fabaceae
Product: protein JINGUBANG-like
Exons: 2
Coding region: 1-1479 (492 amino acids)
Molecular function (GO): protein binding
Source: RefSeq, a predicted model, not a curated record